GACCCGGCGUGUUUGUGGACUUGGUUGUGACUCAGUCCCUUUCACACGGCGUUUCAAAGGCAGACCUGCAAGCCUUGUCGGGAAGAGAAAGAACUCGGGGGCGGGGGAGGCUCGGGCGCCGCGUUUCCGUCCCGCCGCGCUCGCUCGCGCUGCCCCUGAGCUCCAGGCUCGCGCAGCGGCGUUUCAUUAGAGACCCGGCCCGGGCCGCGCGCCUGGAACUUCCCCGCCGGGAGCGGGACUGACGCUCCCCCGCGCCCCGCCCCGGCCCGGCUCCGGGCCUCGCAAUGUCAGGCAGGCGCGCCGCAGCCUAAAAUGGAUCCCGGCCGGGGCGGCGAGCUCCGGGUCCCCGAGGCUCCGCGCUGCGCCCGGGCGCACACGCACGCCCUGACCGCCGGCCGCUCCCGGGCCACGCGGAGCCGCCCCUCUCCCUGCCCUCGCGCAACUGUCAGGCGAAACGGGCCGGCGGAUAUUGGCUCGGCGACACGCUGAGGCUCCUCCCCGAGUCUGGAUCUUUAUAUUUUGGGAGAAUUUCUUUGAACUCAGUUAGCAAGCUCGGGGAAGGAGGCAAGUUCCCGCAGCCGGCUCGGCUCGGCUCGGAGGGCUCGCCCACCCUCCUGCAGCUGCCGCGUGCCCUGAUUGUGUCCCUCUCCUCCCUCGUGGGGGGAACGGACCGACUUGGCUGCAGAAAAUGCCAAUUACAUGGAUGUGACCGUGAAAAGGGAACGUGCGACUGCAAGAGGCAGAAGGGGACGAGGAAAAGCAUUAUUUGAAGAGAAGAAUAAACCAGCCACCCCGACCCUUUCUGCAAACUGGUGCUAUUCCUCGUGGGGUCCAUUUGCUUUCAUUCCUUCCCACCCCACCCCUUAAGAAACCCUGACUUGAGGGCCAAGAGCCAGCCCCCUGCAGCCGGGGGACGCUUCUGGGCUGGAAGACCUUCUGGAUGUAGCGCUGCUGGAACCUUUAGCUACUCUCCUCUGCAAACGCCACCAUGAAUUCGGUCGCUGGGAAUAAAGAGAGGCUUGCCGUCUCCACCAGGGGCAAGAAAUACGGGGUGAAUGAAGUCGGCUCGCCCACCAAGCCCGCAGCGCCCUUCUCCCCCGAGAGCUGGUACCGGAAAGCCUACGAGGAGUCGCGCGCCGGGAGCCGGCCCACUCCCGAGGGCGCGGGCUCCGCGCUGGGCUCAUCGGGGACCCCGUCCCCCGGCUCGGGCACCUCGUCCCCGAGCUCCUUCACCGGUUCCCCGGGCCCCGCCUCCCCGGGCAUCGGCACGAGUUCCCCAGGCUCCCUGGGCGGCUCGCCAGGCUUCGGCACGGGCUCCCCGGGCUCCGGCAGCGGCGGCGGCUCCUCCCCCGGCUCGGACCGCGGCGUCUGGUGCGAGAACUGCAACGCCCGCCUGGUGGAGCUCAAGAGGCAGGCCCUGAAGCUGCUCCUCCCGGGGCCCUUCCCCGGCAAGGACCCUGCUUUCUCAGCUGUGAUUCACGACAAACUCCAGGUCCCCAACACCAUCCGGAAGGCGUGGAAUGACCGGGACAACCGCUGUGACGUUUGCGCCACUCACCUGAACCAGCUGAAGCAGGAGGCCGUCCAGAUGGUGCUGGCCUUGGGGCAGGCCGCUGGCAGCGAGCACUACGACGCCUCGCCCGGCUCGCCCCCGCCGCUCUUCAACAUCCCCACCCUGGGGGGGUCCCGGCACGUGGGCGGGCUCCAGCAGCCCAGGGACUGGGCCUUUGUGCCCGCCCCCUAUGCCACCUCCAACUACACAGGCCUCGCCAACAAGCACAGCAGCAAACCCAGCAGCCUUGGGGUCAGCAAUGGGGCGGAAAAGAAGAGCGGGUCCCCAACUUACCAGGCCAAGGCCAGCCUCCAGAUGGCCACCAGUCCAAGCAAUGGGAACAUCCUCAAUUCAGUGGCCAUCCAGGCUCACCAGUACCUGGAAGGCACCUGGUCCCUGUCGAGGACCAACGGGGUCACCCUGUACCCAUACCAGAUCUCCCAGCUGAUGACAGAGAGUGGCCGGGAGGGACUGACCGAAGCCGUGCUGAACCGCUACAAUGCAGACAAGCCUUCCGCCUGCAGCGUCCCCACCUCGCAGGGCACCUGCUUGGCCAGCGAGACUUCUGCAGGCACCUCGGUGGCAGCUUCCUUCUUUGCACGAGCUGCCCAGAAGUUAAAUCUGUCAUCUAAAAAGAAGAAACACCGGCCUUCCGCUUCUUCUGCUGCUGAGCCGCCGCUUUUCGCCACCAGCUUCAGCGCGAUUCUGCAAACCUCCCCUCCCCCAGCCCCGCCCUGUCUGCUGAGAGCUGUCAACAAGGUGAAGGACACCCCGGGUCUGGGCAAGGUGAAAGUCAUGCUUCGUGUCUGUUCCACCUUGGCUCGAGAUACCUCGGAAUCCAGCUCUUUCUUAAAGGUGGACCCACGGAAGAAGCAGAUCACCUUGUACGAUCCUCUGACUUGUGGAGGUCAAAAUGCCUUUUCCAAGAGAGGCAACCAGGUUCCUCCAAAGAUGUUUGCCUUUGACGCGGUCUUUCCACAAGAUGCUUCUCAGGCUGAAGUGUGUGCGGGCACCGUGGCGGAGGUGAUCCAGUCUGUGGUCAACGGGGCAGACGGCUGCGUGUUCUGUUUCGGCCACGCCAAGCUGGGAAAGUCCUACACCAUGAUCGGCAAGGACGACUCCAUGCAGGGCCUGGGCGUCAUCCCCUGCGCCAUCUCUUGGCUCUUCAAGCUCAUAAACGAACGGAAGGAAAAGACCGGCACCCGCUUCUCAGUCCGGAUCUCGGCCGUGGAAGUGCGGGGGAAGGAGGAGAGCCUGCGGGACCUGCUGUCGGAGGUGGCCACGGGCAGCCUGCAGGACGGCCAGUCCCCGGGCGUGUACCUGUGUGAGGACCCCAUCUGCGGCACGCAGCUGCAGAACCAGAGCGAGCUGCGGGCCCCCACCGCGGAGAAGGCCGCCUUCUUCCUGGACGCCGCCAUCGCCUCCCGCAGGAGCCACCAGCAGGACUGUGACGAGGACGAUCGCCGUAACUCACACAUGUUCUUCACGCUGCACAUCUACCAGUACCGGAUGGAGAAGAGCGGGAAGGGCGGAAUGUCUGGAGGUCGCAGCCGCCUGCAUCUCAUCGAUCUCGGCAGCUGUGUGAAAGCACUUAGCAAAAAUCGGGACGGAGGCUCAGGGCUGUGCCUCUCACUGUCUGCUCUGGGCAAUGUCAUCCUGGCACUCGUCAAUGGCAGCAAACACAUUCCAUACAAAGAGAGCAAGCUCGCCAUGCUGCUGCGGGAGUCUCUGGGGAACAUGAACUGCCGCACCACCAUGAUCGCGCACAUCUCGGCGGCGGCCGGGAACUAUGCGGAGACCCUGUCCACCAUCCAGAUCGCGUCGAGAGUCUUGAGGAUGAAGAAGAAGAAGACAAAGUACACGUCCAGCUCCUCCGGGGGCGAGAGCUCCUGUGAAGAAGGCCGCAUGCGCAGGCCCACCCAGCUGAGACCCUUCCACGCCAGGGCCACAGGGGACGCGGACUUCCCCAUCGCCCACCUGUCCAGCGACCCCGACUACUCCUCCAGCAGCGAGCAGUCCUGUGACACUGUCAUCUACAUCGGGCCCAAUGGCACAGCCCUGUCGGACAAGGAGCUCACCGACAACGAGGGCCCCCCUGACUUUGUCCCUAUCGUGCCAGCCCUGCAGAAGACCCAGGGCGACAGCAGGCCCGCAGAGGCAGGAGAGGCUGCGGCCAGCGAGUCAGAAAGGGACUGCCUGAAGUGCAAUACAUUUGCCGAGCUACAGGAGAGGCUGGACUGCAUUGACGGCAGCGAGGAGCCCAGCAAGUUUCCCUUCGAAGAACUGCCUGCUCAGUUUGCGGCAGAGCCGGCCAGCAGAGCCCUGCCGUUAAGCCAAGCAGCUGGGGCAAGCCCACUCUCUGAGUCCGAUGGGGAAGAUAAUGGGUCCGAAGGUCAGCUGACCGACGGAGAAGGCCCUGAAAACCCGGCCUCCAAGAUGCAGAGGAGUCACUCGCCCAUGCCCGCCUCAGCACCCGCCCACAGCCCCAGCCCAGCCUCGCCCAGGAGCAUCCCGGGCAGCAGCCAGCACGGCGCCUCCCCACUGGUGCAGAGCCCCAGCCUGCAGAGCAGCCGGGAGAGCCUGAACUCCUGCGGCUUCAUGGACGGCAAGCCCAGGCCCAUGGGCUCCCCCCGGCUGGGCAUUGCCAGCUUGUCCAAGACCUCAGAGUACAAGCCACCCAGCUCUCCUUCCCAGAGGUGCAAAGUCUACACCCAGAAGGGGGUCCUGCCGUCUCCCGCCCCCCUGCCUCCAUCGAGCAAGGAUUCCGGCAUGGUGUGUAGUGAGUCCUUGCUGCAGCCCGAGGUGCGUACUCCCCCGGUCGGAAUGAGCCCCCAGGUUUUGAAAAAGUCCAUGUCUGCUGGAAGUAAAGGGUUCCCAGAAACUCCUGUGGAUGAUGAGCCUCAAGCAGUGACUCCUCCAGAUUCCAAGAAUGAGAUCCUGAGCACCACGAUGGUGACCGUGCAGCAGCCGCUGGAGCUGAACGGUGAGGACGAGCUGGUGUUCACGCUGGUGGAGGAGCUGACCAUCAGCGGGGUCCUGGACAGCGGCCGCCCCACCAGCAUCAUCAGCUUCAACAGCGACUGCUCCGUGCAGGCCCUGGCCUCGGGCUCGCGGCCCGUCAGCAUCAUCAGCAGCGUCAGCGAGGACCUGGAGUGCUACUCCAGCGUGGCCCCGGUCUCUGAGGUCAGCAUCACACAGUUCUUGCCCCUCCCGAAGAUCAGCCUGGAUGAGAAGGCCCAGGAGGCAGGGAGCAGACGCUCUUCCAUCAGCUCCUGGCUGAGCGAGAUGAGCGCGGGCAGCGAAGGCGAGCAGUCGUGCCACAGCUUCAUAGCCCAGACGUGUUUUGGGCACGGGGAGGCAAUGGCAGAACCCACGGCCUCGGAGUUUGUCAGCAGCAUCCAGAACACGGCUGUGGUGUGCAGAGAAAAGCCCACGGCCGGCCCCGACAACUUGCUCAUCCUGUCUGAGAUGGGGGAUGACUCUUUCAACAAAGCCACCCCCAUCAAAGGCUGCAAAAUAUCCACCCUGGGCAAGGCCAUGGUCACCAUCUCCAACACGGCGAAUCUCAGCAGCUGCGAGGGUUACAUCCCCAUGAAGACCAAUAUCACCGUUUACCCCUGCCUCGCCAUGAGCCCCCGGAGCAUCCAAGAGCCCGAGGCUGCCACUGCCACCCCCAAAGCAGGCCCCACAUCAGCCCAGUCCCAGGAGAGUAAGGAAAACAGUGCAAAGAAAGAGAUGAAGUUUGAGGACCCCUGGCUGAAACGAGAAGAGGAAGUAAAAAAAGAGAACGCUCAUCCCAAUGAAGAUGGGAUUAGGUGUGAGAGUGCCACGGGUCCCUCGAAGGCUGAGCCCAGGGCAGAGCAGGAGCAGGACAGAAAGCCCAGCCCGGACGACAGGCUCAGCAGCAGCAGCGGGGAGGUUGCCGACAGUUUCAGGAGGGUCGUGGAUGGGUGUGAGAUGGCCCUGCCUGGUUUGGCCACCCAGAGCCCCGUGCGUGCCAACAGAAGUGUCAAGUCCAGCAGCCUUCCUAGGGCAUUUCAGAAGGCCAGCCGGCAGGAGGAGCCCGACAGCCUCCUCUAUUACUCUGCUGCUGAGACCAACGGGGUGGGCGCAGCCUCGGGCACCCAGCCCUCCAAGGGUACGCUGGAGAGGAAGGUGGCUUCCCCCAAGCACUGUGUCCUGGCUCGGCCCAAAGGGACUCCCCCUCUGCCCCCUGUCCGAAAGUCCAGCCUGGACCAGAAGAACCGGGCCAGCCCCCAGCACAGCGCCAGCAGCAGCGGCACCAGCAGCCCCCUGAACCAGCCAGCCGCCUUCCUGGCGGGCCUCCCAGAUGAGCCCAGCGGCAAGAUGAAGGAUGCCAGCAGCAGCAGCAGCAGCAGCAGCAAGCUCUUCAGUGCCAAGCUGGAGCAGCUGGCCGGCAGGACCAACUCUCUGGGCAGGUCGACGGUCAGCCACUACGAAUGCCUCUCCCUGGAGCGGGCCGAGAGCCUGUCCUCCGUGAGCUCCCGGCUGCACGCGGGCAAGGACAGCACCAUGCCCCGCGUGGGGAGGACCCUGGGCCGCGGCGCGGGAACCUCGCCCCCCAGCUCCUCGGCCGGGGCCUCGCCCAAGGCCAGCCAGGCCAAGGUCUCCGCCGUGAGCAAACUCCUCCUGGCCAGCCCCAAGGCGCGCAGCCUGUCCGCGUCCGCCACCCGAACCCUCAGCUUCUCCACCAAGUCUCUGCCGCAGUCGGUGGGCCAGAGCCCCGGCGCGCCCGCGGGCGGGAAGCCCCUGUCCUGGUCCACGCAGUCGCUCAGCAGGACCCGCAGCGCGGGCCUGGCCUCCAAGCUGCCCCUGCGCGCCGUCCACGGGCGCAUCUCGGAGCUGCUGCAGGGCGGCGCGCGCGGCGGGGCCCCGGCGGGGGAGCGGCCCGAGGACAGGCCCGCGCUGCCGUCGCCCUACAGCAAGAUCACGGCCCCGCGGAGGCCGCACCGCUGCAGCAGCGGCCACGGCAGCGACAACAGCAGCGUGCUGAGCGGGGAGCUCCCGCCGGCCAUGGGGAAGACGGCCCUGUUCUACCACAGCGGCGGCAGCAGCGGCUACGAGAGCAUGAUGCGGGACAGCGAGGCCACCGGGAGCGCGUCGUCGGCGCAGGACUCCACCAGCGAGCACAGCGGCUCCGCGGGCGGCCGCUGCCGCAGCCUCAAGGCCCCGAAGAAGCGGCCCGGUGCAGGUUCUCAGAGACGGAGGCUCAUCCCAGCACUGUCCCUGGACACCUCUUCCCCGGUGAGAAAACCCACCAACAGCACAGGCAUCCGCUGGGUGGACGGCCCCUUGCGCAGCAGCAGCCAGAGGGGCCUCGGGGAGCCCUUUGAGAUUAAAGUCUAUGAAAUCGAUGACGUGGAGCGCCUGCAGCGGCGGCGAGGGGGCAGCAGCAAGGAGGUCCUGUGCUUCAACGCAAAGCUGAAAAUCCUGGAGCACCGCCAGCAGAGGAUCGCCGAGGUCCGCGCCAAGUACGAGUGGCUGAUGAAGGAGCUGGAGACAACCAAGCAGUAUCUGAUGCUGGAUCCCAACAAGUGGCUCAGUGAAUUUGACCUGGAGCAGGUCUGGGAGCUGGGUUCGCUGGAGGCCCUGGAGUGCGUGACAGCGCGCCUGGAGAGCCGCGUCAACUUCUGCAAGGCCCACCUCAUGAUGAUCACCUGCUUUGAUGUCACCUCCAGGCGCCGGUAGAGGGCCAGACGCUUGUCCUCGCGGGCCCCCCGCUCCCUGGGACUUCAGAGACGUCGCACGCCCCUCGGCCCUCCGUGCCGGAGCAUCAGAGACAAUGAAUGAGGAUGAAGGUUGGUGGGAAGUCUGGAGCGAGAGUUGAGCGGAAGGCGAGUUUUCUUUUGUUUUCUGUAGGAAGGGGGCAAACGCCAAACCCCCGUGGAAGGAGAAGAAGGUGGGAAGCCCGAGGGGUGUCCACGCCCUGCGAGACUGAAAAAGCACUUUGAGGACCUUUACAGACCUUGUUUGUACAUAAGAACUGCGAGCGAAAGAGACCUCACUCCUGCUUUCGUGAGAAAGGAGUGGGGUGGACGUGGGAUUGCUGGGGAAUGUGAACACAGAACGAGAAAGACCCAGAGGGACUGAUGAAGUGCCUUGCAAAUCUUUAUUAGCCAAACGUUUAUGUGCAUACUUGCUUGUGUACAGAUGGUGCUAGUCAAGAUGAAAACAACAAAACAAAACAUUUUCGAAACGUAUUAUUUACAGCUCGUUUUCUCUUGGUGUUUUAUCCUACUUCUGACUUGCUGUUUUUAAGUUGUGUUUGUAGAGAUAUUUCCUAAUCAAUCAAUCAUCAAUCAGUAUUGCUUAUGAAUAAAUGUUAACAACUGUCCUCUAUGGUGAUUCUGGUAAGGCCGCUCAGAACACAGAGACUUCCUCGGUACGAGCCAGUGUGGGCGCUUCUGAAGCAGGUUCGCAGCAGCAGGUGACCCUGAUGUCACAUCCCACAAGCAGCAUGGUCAGGGCAGUCCCAGAAGGUUGACGCGGGGCAGGCGCAGUAGAGAACAGGAGAGGAGACGGGCCUGCAGCGCUGCGGACGAGGAGUCCUUUGCCGCCUGGGUCCCCCUGCCCUUGGAGGUGGGCUGGCCGGCUGUUCUGUAUAGAGCUGGCCCUUUGGUCCUCACACAUGUGGUUCCACAGAUCCACAGUUUCUAUGGCCCUCAAAAUUCAUACUCAUUUUUAUUCCAAAGCCUUGAAGGAAAGCUUGAACCAAUUCACCAGAGCCAUAUUUCUUUCUUCUUUUCUGGUGGUGUGAAUUUAUUAAAGUGGGUUUUCCCAGCUGAGAGACCUUGUCAGGUGUGUAUACUCAGAGACUCCAACUGUAUUCAAUUAGAACAAGGAUUCUUGAGACUGUACAACUUGUCUGUUGUCCAGAGUACCCGGAUUUCAGCUCUCCUGUGUCCCAAAGCCUCUAUACCAAGAAGGGACAGGCUUGUCCUCUCGGCCUUUGCCUCUACCCAAAGGCAGAACCUAGAGUCGAAUGACUAUGGGAGUCCAGGGCUUGUCUCCCAACAACUCAGGACCUCAAAUUCACAUGUUCCUCCCUCUAACAAUUCCCUUAGGAAUUAUUAUACCCAUUUCAGUGAUGGAAACCUGGGGUACAGAGUGGUCAAGGGAUUCGCCUGAUAAAAGCUGUGGUGCUGAGAGCAUAGCCCAGAAUCCAAGAGUCCCUGCAGCCUUCACGUGUAGGAUGGUGCUUAGGGGUUUGCAGAGUAUGGUCCGCUUUCGCCCUCAAAUGCGGCAUAUCUUCAUGAGCCUAUUUACAAGCUAGGCUGUCUUCACUAAGCAACAACUCAGCCCUAGCCACUCCCCAAGGGGAAAAGAACCCGCUGCAUUUCCUGGUCAGUGUGUCUCUGGACACUGCAGCCCACACAGCUGGCUAAACAGCAGCAUGUCUGAGCUGCUCGGUAAACAGGGACUGAAGCCUCGUGAGCCUCACACGACCCGAUCCUGUGUUACCAGAGCAGGGUUCAGGUAGCCCUGUUGGCUCCUGUGGUUUGAAGCCAGCUCCCUGGGUCAUGAGUCUGGCUUCGCACUUCUGUAAGAGUCUGCUCCUACGCGAACAGGAGACAGGCCCAAAUCUGCUAGUGGAGCAGGCUGGACGACGGCGAGAGGCUUCCCUGGAUGGCUCCUUCUCCCCUCUGCAUAGCUCCCAGGUCUGACAAGUUCACUGCCCUGAGAAGCAGGCCCUCCCUAAGCUCCUGCACCUCCCCGCGUUCUGCAGGACAGUCCCACGCUCUGGGCUCGCCUCUGGCCUCUCAGCACUGUGUAAGUGGGCUUCCUUAACAGAAAUACCCUUGGAGCUUCUGGGCCAGAAGGGAAGCCGAUCCUCUGGUUUCCAUUGGGCAUCUCCUGGUUGCUGGUUUCAAACACAUACUUCAUGUGUUUGAGCUUUUCACCUUUAAUUUGAGCUUUUCAAAGGUGCCUAUUCUGUUUUUGUUGAAACAAACUCAUCUGAUUAGUCAUCAGGGAGCCUGCUGUUCGCCCUGCCACAUUUUCCCGAGGCUGCCACGCUGCACUGACUCUAGCAGGCCGAGGACGGGGCCUGGUGCCCUUCCCGGACGGAAACCAGAGGGAUCCUUCCUGGGGGAGUGGCGUCCGGCUUCCCUCCUGCCCAAGUCUGCUUUGAUCCGUUUGUAGCAACUUUAUGCUAUAACAAAAGGUUGAAUGAAACCAAGAGUUCUCUUACCAAGUCAGACUGGCUUCCCGAGAUGCGAGUCGCAGAACCCCUCGCAGGAUCCCCAGGCCGUGUGAAGGACACUCCACACUGAUGUCGUCCAUUCUCUCUCUCUUCUCCUUUUUUUGACCUAAAUAAGCUGCAGACAUCUUAAUUUACCAAUAUCGAGAAAGCACGUGAAGAAAUCAUGCAUUUUACCUUAUGAUGGGCUCGUUCCUGUCUCUGCCCGUACGUUGACUACAGUGACGACGAAGGAAGGAAUCUGGACUGACCACUCUGAAGCAUCCCAACAGCUGAAGGAUGCCUCAGACAGUGACCGGAAGUGAAAGGGUUCCAGGUCUUGCGGUUUUGGUGACAGGUAACCCAAAAGGCAAGGGAAUUGUCAAAGAGCCCAUUUCUAUAAUUACCCACAAAUGAAGGGCCUAGAAAAAAACCCUGAUCUGAAAUUAACAUUUAGAUGCACAGGUCUUAAUUCCUUGUCUACAACCUGUCCUCCUUACCCCUGCUCCAAAUACAUGAGUGUGAGGCGGUAGCGUGAGCAGCAGAGCAAAACUAAGAAGGAACAGAGGGCAAUGGUGACAUGGUUUCCCUGGGAGUAAGUCCGCACUGCGUUCGUGCUGGGGCUGCCUGCUGCCUGGGAGCGGCGGUGUGCUUCAGCAUGGGCUUCCAGGCCCCACCUAAGAGCUGCGAACUUUCAUCUUCUUGUCCUUGAACUCCCCUCGACAUCAUGAGGAAGCUGUCUCUAACUUCCAUCUCUUCCGGAUUUGAAAUCAGAACACCCUGCCUGGCGUUUACUUGCCAACUGCCAUCCUGAACAUGGGGGAGCGUGAAGGUGCAAACGCAGAGACGUGUCCGUCGUGACGAAGGUGGGAAUCGCACCAGGAGCCCUGAGCCCAAGGAGGGCUCCUCGCGUGAGAAGCUGGGAUAAAAAGCCAUGUGUGGCAGCAUGGGGAAUUCCGCAGGCAGGAACCCGGCCCGGUUUGUUGCAAAUUAGCCUUAAUCUUGAAGUCGAAUACAUUCUUCUAAGGCGGAGUGACUUCGGUCCGGCCACAUCUACCGUCCAGGGUGGAGGUUCAGAACGCCUUACACACACCUACAGAUCUAUGCCUGCUGCUCAGAUUUCUGUUAAAGACAUCUCAGAGUUGUUUGUGUUGACAAAAAAUGCAGUUGUGCCCACCUGGGUGUGUGUCUCAUGUCCCUGUAAAGCAGCCACGUUCUGUGGGCAGAAGGUAAGGCUGACGGGUCUGUGCAUUUGUUCAAAGCAAACUCAGCCACCUAGACCAGCAGCCACUGCUGAUUCUAGUGAGUGUUGUUAGGUUUCCUAUGCCACAAAGGAUUUUAGACUGUAAAACCAAUGACUAAAGAUGAGUUAAUUUCCAAACUAAAAACGGAAGGAUUCCUGCCUUUACUCACUGUCCUUUCCUGCUGGACUCGUAAGGCCUUACUGGACCUCAGACAAAAGGAGUUCCUCGCUUCUGAUGAUAGUAUGUCACCCUGAGACCCUGCCAGUGAGAAACAGGUUGAAAGUCCUGCUUGCUAUUAGUUGAGGUUAAGCCGUCUGCCGCCACUGUCCCUGGGCCUCCAGGCUGCCACCAGGGUGUGUGGCCCAGCUGUCCCCUCAUUGAGGGACACUCUUCAAUGCCACCACAUGGGAGUCUUCUGGGUGGGGUGGAAAAGCCAGCGCAGCCCACUUUUCUCUGCGCCAAAUGAAACAGAGCUGGGUGUUCAGUGUGACGGAUGCAUGUAAAUGCGUCUCAAAUUUAGGGGGCUGGGGGGGGCAGGUGGUAGGAAUGCAGUAUAUCUUUGGAUUCUAAUGUCUCUUUUUUCCACCUCCAGAAAGUAGCUGUCAACACUGGUGGGUAACAACUGAUACACUGUAUCACUUAGCAAUCUUUCAGACAAAAGGUCACACUUUAAAAUUACAGCGUGUUCAUGAUUUCCAUCAUAACGCAAGCAUAAUUCCAACCCAGGAGAAGUGACUGCAUCAAAAAUGUUUUUUCCUAAAAAUUCCUAGAAGCUAAUUUAUCCCUCCCUAAACACACACAUUCUCCUUUUGAAGGCCCUACCCGGAACCUGCAGUGAGGUCACAAUACUGGACAUCGCGGGGCGUGGGGCAGCAUCGAGCCUUCACUGAUAUAAUCCGUGUUCUCCAAACACAGUGGUUCCCAGUGUCCACGUGUGGAGGCGUGUGCUGAAAGGCCACACUCACAUCUAUGUCAUGCACACACAGCAAUUACCUUCAGCACUGACACGGCUGCCUCCUCUCAUUCGCCGAGCUGCUAACGGCUCACACUGUCAUACUCCAUUUCGGAAGAAGUCAUGAUUUCUGUGUGAACGCAGGACGCCGUCUUACAGCAUUGCUUGUGUUCUUUGCGUCUACGUCGCGGUUGGAAACGCUACCCAAGCGCUAUGCGUUGAAGCGGAGGUUUCCUGGAUCUGUCUGUGGCUAUCUUUUUCUACGUUUUUCUCACUCUAGCAAAGUCUGUUCAUGGAGACAUGGGCUGGGGGAUAGGGAAGGACAGAUAAAUCAAGAGAACAGGGAUCAGGGUCCAAUCUUCAAUGUACAGGGCUGAGUUCAAAAUCUAAGCUGUUUCUGUAGUAAGUAGCUGGAUAGGAAAGAUCCCUUCGUUCUGAAUUUGAUGAGAAUGGGCUUGGAAAUCCACUCCCACAGGCUUGCGUGGAAGAGGAUCCAACCUCUUCCUCCUGGUUCAACAUUAAACUGCUGAGGAAAGUGCUGACAGUAUUAGUUCCCUACAUUUACCCACAACUCCCAUCCCGCCCCUGGUGCUACUGAAGGGGGUUUGGGAAAGCCGCCAGAGUUCCUGAGCUGGGAUAUAUAUGGUACCUGCUCUGGUUUUUUUUUUCUGGAAAAACCAAAGCACUUUAGUGAGUCUUACAACCUUAAGGCAUCCUGUCCCCUCCUGGAUUCCCGAGUGUCAACGGUCAGAAGUCUUAUUUGAGAGGUGGCUGAACUUAGGAGCAAAAGCCUUGAGCUAGGAACAAGGAAACUGGGUCAGCAGGCCUGGUUCUGUCACUAGCUCUGCAACCUGGGGCGAGUCUCUUCACUUUGCUGGGCCUCAGGUUCCCAAGUGGAAGACGGGGGGUCGGAACAGCUGCCUUUCUGGGGCAGCAUAAAGAAAAUGGUGUUAAGUGAUGGGAAGUGCUUUGAAGAAGCUAAAGCUCUGUCUCGGAGCUGGGGAUAAUCAUUUACAGAGGAAGAAACUGAAGUCAGUAGUCACUGACCGGCCCAAGUUCAGAGUAGUUUUAUAGCAAAACCGGGACCCGAGUCCAGCUGCCUGGAUUCUUCCCAUUAGAUCGUGCUGCACCAGGUCUGUGCCGACAUGAACACAUAUCAUUCGUCUAACGUGUGUGCACACACAUGGGUGUGUGUGUACAGGAGGCACAUGACAGGGAGAAAGACACAGGACCGAACACCUGAGCUCUGGCUCCGCUGUGACACAGGUCCUGGCCGGGAUCUGGUACCUGGCUUCUCCGGAACCGGUAGAUGACCUUUGUGCUCUAGGUCUCUGACCCCGUGACUGGUGAUGUAUGUAUGUAUAUAUAAAUACGCUUAUCUGUAGAAAUGGGCCUGUUUGAAAAUUGGAGACAGGGCCUGCCCAAGUGCAUUUAUUGUGCCAGAAACAGCAAAUUCCUAAAUAAGUUCAUGGAAUCUUGUUUGACAAUUCAAUGGUAGUGCUGAAUGUGAUUGUCUGAGAUCCACUGUUUAACCACAUAGGUGAUUGGUGCCAUUUAAAAAAUUAUUAGUUCACAAGUGUUUGCUGUUCAAAUUCUUCAAUAAACUCAUUUGUUAAAGUCAGAAAUUCAACUCCUCUAUACUUGGGCGGGUCCCAACAGCCCCUUGCAGGCUGGUUUUGUGCAUGGGCCUUUGCAUAGAUAUAUAAAAGUUAGGUGUUGGCUUGAUCAUGAUAAAUGUACGAGCAGGCUCCCUGCACAACAGUCCAGAAAAAAGAGUUAUGGUUCUCACAAACUGGUGACAUGAAUCCAUUAAGCUGUGUGGCGUUUCCGGUGUAAAGACAUUGUUUGCUGGCUACGAUCUCUUUUUGUGGCAUAUGAGGUGUAAAAUGUUGUCAAAAAAGAAUCUGAUGUUUAAAAGAACCAAACGAUGGUGACAUUAAAUGUUCACUUUGAUUC
This is a messenger RNA of Saimiri boliviensis boliviensis (Bolivian squirrel monkey), 13904 nucleotides long. RefSeq names its product kinesin family member 26B (gene KIF26B). Gene Ontology annotation, biological process: microtubule-based movement. Gene Ontology annotation, molecular function: ATP binding; microtubule binding; microtubule motor activity. Lineage: Eukaryota; Metazoa; Chordata; Mammalia; Primates; Cebidae. The record is from RefSeq and is a predicted model, not a curated record.